CCAAAAACCUUUCAAUUCCUUCAUCAACUUUUUUUUUUAAAAAAAAACCCCAAUUUUUUCCCAUCUUCUCCAAAUUUAAUUUGAUCCCAAGAACAAACUCAAAAAAAAAAAAAGAAAAAGAAAAUGGGUUUCAUCAAGAAGUCGUCGUCAUCAUCAUCGACAACGGCAAGAAACAACGUGGUGCCGAAGGGGCACUGCGCGGUGUACGUGGGGGAGAGCCAGCAGAAGAAGCAGAGAUACGUGAUCCCGAUCACGUAUCUGAGCCAGCCCCUCUUCCAGGACUUGCUCACUAAAGCCGAGGAGGAGUUCGGGUUCAGCCACCCCAUGGGCGGCCUCACCAUCCCCUGCUGCGAGCACGUCUUCGUCGACAUCGCUGCCCGUUUGAGCCGCAUCUGCUAAUCAUACGUUCAAUUAAUUACUUAAUCAAUU
This is a messenger RNA of Cuscuta campestris, 429 nucleotides long. The record is from the annotation of a GenBank genome assembly. Lineage: Eukaryota; Viridiplantae; Streptophyta; Magnoliopsida; Solanales; Convolvulaceae.